This is a messenger RNA of Raphanus sativus (radish), 1513 nucleotides long. Its product is annotated as S-adenosylmethionine decarboxylase proenzyme 2-like. Lineage: Eukaryota; Viridiplantae; Streptophyta; Magnoliopsida; Brassicales; Brassicaceae. Gene Ontology annotation, cellular component: cytosol. The record is from RefSeq and is a predicted model, not a curated record. The transcript is spliced from 2 exons. Gene Ontology annotation, molecular function: adenosylmethionine decarboxylase activity. The coding region runs from base 259 to 1356 and encodes 365 amino acids. Gene Ontology annotation, biological process: spermidine biosynthetic process; spermine biosynthetic process.
GAAUGAGAUUAUGAUGGAAUCGAAAGCUGGUAAUAACAAGUCUAAAAGUUCCUUAUUUUACGAAGCCCCCCUCGGUUACAGCAUUGAAGACGUUCGUCCCUUUGGUGGAAUCAAGAAAUUCAAAUCUUCUGUCUACUCUAACUGCUCUAAGAGGCCAUCCUAGUCAACUCGGACAGCCCUCGUAGUUUAACUUGCUUUCUAGUUUCAAUCUCUUUCAAGAAGAUCUUUUCCUCUCACAAAAAAAAAAGCGAGAAGACAAUGUCAGUCUCUUCAAUAGGGUUCGAAGGCUACGAGAAGCGCCUUGAAGUAUCUUUCUUUGAGCCAAGUAUCUUCCUCGACACGCAAGGGUUAGGUCUCCGUGCCCUAGCCAAGUCUCAAAUCGACGAGAUCCUCCAACCAGCUGAAUGCACCAUCGUUUCAUCACUCUCCAACGAUCAGCUAGACUCUUACGUCCUCUCCGAGUCAAGCCUCUUUAUCUUCCCUUACAAGAUCAUCAUCAAGACUUGUGGGACGACAAAGCUCCUCCUCUCUAUCGAACCACUCUUGAGGUUAGCUGAAGAGCUCUCUCUUGACGUCGAGUCUGUUAGGUACACUCGUGGGAGCUUCCUAUGCCCUGGAGGCCAGCCUUUCCCUCACCGCAACUUCUCUGAAGAAGUUUCUGUCCUCGAUGCUCACUUCACCAAGCUAGGCUUGAGCAGUGUCGCGUACUUGAUGGGUGAUGAUGAUGAAACCAAGAAAUGGCACGUUUACUCUGCUUCUUCUCCUGCCAAGAGCUCAAACAACAACAAGAAUGUAUACACGUUAGAGAUGUGUAUGACUGGUUUGGACAAAGACAAGGCAUCUAUGUUCUACAAGAACGAAUCAAGUUCCAUGACUGAUACCUCUGGCAUCAGAAAGAUACUUCCUCAAUCCCAAAUCUGCGACUUUGAGUUCGAGCCAUGCGGUUACUCUAUGAACAGCGUGGAAGGUGAGGCCAUCUCCACCAUCCACGUAACCCCUGAAGACGGGUUCAGCUACGCAAGCUUUGAGGCAGUGGGGUACGAUUUCGAAACCAUGGACUUGAGCUAUCUUGUCUCGAAGGUUCUAACGUGUUUUAAGCCAAAGCAAUUCUCAGUAGCCAUACACUCUAGCAUCGCAAAGACGAGUUACUACAAAGGUCUAUGUGUAGUAGACCUAGACGGUUAUGGAUGUAGAGAGUCAACUAUGGAGUCUCUAGGUGAAGAGAGAGGGACAAUGAUGUAUCAAAGGUUUGAGAAGCUGGGAAUGUGUUGUGGUUCUCCGAGAUCUACGUUGAAGUGUGAGUGGAGCAGCAACAGUAGUUGCACUAGCGAGGAUGAGAAGGAAGAGGGAACCUAAUUAAAGCUUUUAUUUGUUUUGUUUACUUAUUUUCGAAUAAUGCAAGUCUCUCAUAUGUUUGUGUUGUUAUCCUCCUUAAAACAGCAAGUGUGUCUGGCCUAUGCCUAUGUAAAUUCGGAUGAUCAAAUAUUUAUGAAAUUAUCUAUCAUUAUAACCA